This is a messenger RNA of Ixodes scapularis (black-legged tick), 2870 nucleotides long. RefSeq names its product kinesin-like protein KIF23 (gene pav). The transcript is spliced from 24 exons. The record is from RefSeq and is a predicted model, not a curated record. Gene Ontology annotation, cellular component: nucleus; microtubule; kinesin complex. Gene Ontology annotation, molecular function: microtubule binding; ATP binding; ATP hydrolysis activity. Lineage: Eukaryota; Metazoa; Arthropoda; Arachnida; Ixodida; Ixodidae. Gene Ontology annotation, biological process: microtubule-based movement. The coding region runs from base 104 to 2707 and encodes 867 amino acids.
AUGCUCUUGGUACUGGCCAUUGUAGGUUUUUAAUCUCCAAUUUGAUUUGUUCUUUUUUUUUAUCACAAGUGUAUACAUUAGUUCCUACACAAGAAACGUGCACAUGAUGAAGCCAGCAAGGGGCAAGACUCCCAAAAAGAAGGCACCUUGCAAGCCCUCGUCACCCGACAGCCAGGAUCCCGUCGAAGUUUACUGUCGAAUCAGACCACUGUACAACCCCAACGACGUACCGGUCGUGCGGUUGAUCGACAACAAGGUCGUGCAACUUGAACCUUCGGAGGGCAAUGUGCAGUCGAGAAACGCUUCGAAACAGUACCAGUACACCUUCAAGUGCGUGUUUGACCCGACUGCCACGCAGCAGGAAGUGUUCGAGCAAAUUGGGCUCCCUCUGGUCUAUGAUCUCCUGCAUGGAAGGCCAGGCCUUCUCUUCACGUAUGGCAUCACAUCUUCGGGAAAGACCUACACCAUGACUGGAAAGCCUGAAGACGGUGGCAUGCUCCCGCGCUGCCUGGACGUGGUCUUCAACUCUAUCGGAGAGCUCCAAGCCCGGAAAUAUGUCUUCAAGCCGGACAGACUAAACGGCUUUGACACGCAGACCAUUCCUGAGGCACUGUUGGAGCAUCAGCAAGAAAUAAUGCCCCAGACACCUAAAACACCAAAGAUUAGGCGAAAGGACGACGGCAUUGUGGACUGGACCACGCGAGUCUACGAGACUGCCAAGGUGGACGACCUGGACCCCGACAUGGCGUACGCCGUGUUUGUCUCCUACAUCGAAAUCUACAACAACUAUGUGUACGACCUCCUCGAGGACAACCCCAUCGACCCCAUCAAGCCAAAGCAGCUGCAGUCCAAGAUGCUGCGUGAGGACUCGAAGCGCUGUGUGUACGCCUUCGGCGUGACGGAAGUGGAGGCCAAGACAGCCGACGAGGCCUUUGAAGCCUGGUGUCGAGGCCAGAAGCGCAAGCGCAUCGCCCACACCGCACUCAACGCCGAGUCGAGCCGAAGCCACAGCGUCUUCAACAUUCGCCUGGUCCAGGCACCCCUCGAUGCCGACGGCUGCGAAGUGCUCCAGGACAAGAAUGCAGUGAUCAUCAGUCAGCUGUCCCUGGUCGACCUUGCCGGAAGCGAGCGCACGGACAGAACCGGCAGCACUGGCUACAGGCUCCGGGAAGCAGGAAACAUCAACAGCUCGCUAAUGGUCCUGCGCACGUGUAUCGAGAUUUUGAGGGAGAAUCAGACCACUGGCUCGAACAAGAUGGUGCCGUACAGAGACACCAAGUUGACUCACCUCUUCAAGAACUUCUUCGACGGCGAAGGGAAAGUGCGGAUGAUUGUCUGUGUCAAUCCUCGCCCCGACGACUACGACGAGACAUUUCACGUGAUGAAGUUUGCCGAGAUGGCCCAGGAGGUGCUCAUCCCCCGCUCUGUUCCCAGCACCCCUACCGCCGCCCUCAACCUGCGUACUGGACGCAGAAGGAUCAACAUGGGCCGCACAGACAAGUUUGGAGGAAGCCUGAAGGACUUGGUCCCACAACAAGAACCUCCAACCCCAGAACCGGUGCUUCCAAACUUCAUGGUCAUGAGUUCGUCCGACGAGGAGGUGAUGACCAGGCUAAUGGAGCACCUGACUCGGAGGAUUGCAGUUGGCAACGAGAUGACCACCAACUUGGACCGCGCAAGAGACGACAUCAGAAGACAGCUGGUCCAAAUUGAGGCGGAGAACAGUGUUGUGAAGGAGGCAAACAGGGUCCUCAACAUGGACCUCAAGGCCAGGGAGCAGCAGGUGAUCCUGCUUGAGAAGAAGCUGUCCAACGCAGAGACCGCAGUCCAAGCCAUGAACCUCGAGAUCGAAGGCAUGGUCCGCCAGAAGAAGGUCCUGGAGAAUGCGCUCGAAGAGAAGAGGCUGCAGCUCAACAAGGGAGCCAUGGAAAAGGUGCAGAUGCGCAGCUGGAUGGAGGAACGCAUCGCCUUUGAGCGGGAGAAAAUGAAGCGUGCCAUGGACCAGCUGCUGGCAGAAAAGCAGGAAGAGCUGGAGGCCAAGAUGAGCGUGAACCACGAGAAGUUCCGCAUCCUCCGGGACAUGAUCAACUCGGCCGACUGGGAGGUGCUCACCCGGCCCUGGGGGGACGGGGCGCCGCUGGAAGGACGCGUGACCAGGACGCGCGCCAGGAACUCCGGUGGUGCCUCUGGCAUGGCCACAACCUCUUCAGAGCCGAAGCUUUACCCAGUGCUCCCGACUGAAAAUCUGAAAAGGGUUGGAACACCCAGCAUGCGUCGACGACGUUCCAAGUCGUAUGGUGGGGAGACGUGGGUGGACCACAAGCCUUCUGGGAGCGUACAGACUGGCACGGUGAUGCAACCGGUGAUGAAAAAGAGGAAGUCUGUGGGCAAGUUAGGAGUGAAGGACGUCACCAAAGGCGCCUCCAAGUACGCCCUCACACACCAGGAGCAGAACGUGCAGGGGGACGUGGAGACGCAGCUGUACAAGGGGGAUGUGAUCCCUUCUGUAGGCGGAGGUGCUCAGGUCGUCUUCAAUGAUGUCGAGACCCUCAAGCAGCUGUCGCCGACUUCGUCCCGGCUGAGGAAGCGGAGCAGCAGUCGUCAGGGGCCCGCUGAAGACGACGAUUUGGAUACUGUUGAAGCUCGCUGCUCUGUUUCAAUUGAAGGACACCCCCUGCCAUCCGUUAUUAAGAGGACACGGGUGUGAAGUCAUGGUCCUUGCCAACCACAGUGCUUUGAGAAGAAAUAUUUUUUUUAUCACUGUACGUACCGCACAACACUGUCACUGUCGGAAGCUACGUGGUUUACGACAACAGUGUACUUACUCAUUUAUUUUUAUUCCUCUAUUAAAGAGCCUUUUAAAAAAAAAA